Anarrhichthys ocellatus (wolf-eel) is the source of this 2526-nucleotide messenger RNA. It is a transcript of the gene slc13a3, whose product is annotated as solute carrier family 13 member 3. The record is from RefSeq and is a predicted model, not a curated record. Gene Ontology annotation, biological process: succinate transmembrane transport; citrate transport. The transcript is spliced from 13 exons. Gene Ontology annotation, molecular function: citrate transmembrane transporter activity; sodium:dicarboxylate symporter activity; succinate transmembrane transporter activity. Gene Ontology annotation, cellular component: plasma membrane. NCBI's taxonomy places the organism in Eukaryota, Metazoa, Chordata, Actinopteri, Perciformes, Anarhichadidae. Bases 57 to 1877 code for a protein of 606 amino acids.
UCCUCUCGGCCAGUCUGCUGCUCCUUCUCCAAACGGAGCAACACUUCACUCGGGAGAUGAAAAUAUCAGUUGUGUCCAAGAAGCUGUGGUGCGUCCACAAACAGCUGCUUGUCCUGCUCGUUCCUCUCCUGUUUCUGCCGCUCCUUUUCACUCUCCCGGAGAAGGAGGGAAAAUGUCUUUAUGUGGUGGUGCUGAUGGCUAUAUUGUGGUGCACAGAGGCCCUUCCUCUGGCCAUCACUGCGAUGUUUCCGGUCUGCCUCUUCCCAACACUGGGAAUUCUUCCAUCCAAAAGAGUCUGCCCUCAGUACUUCCUCGAAACCAAUUUUCUUUUCCUCAGCGGUCUUCUGAUGGCGUCGUCCAUCGAGGAGUGGGGCCUGCAUCACAGAAUCGCCCUGAAGGUCCUCACUAUCGUCGGCGUAAAACCAGCCUGGCUCAUACUGGGAAUGAUGCUGACCACGUCCUCCCUGUCCAUGUGGCUCAGCAACACCGCCACCACAGCCAUGAUGCUCCCUAUCGCUAAUGCCAUCCUGGAGAGUCUGUUUGGAGACCUGGAGACCCUGAAAGAGAAUUGCAAGUGCACAAAGGACCCCGAGGGUGAUAUAAUAAAUGGUCGGCCUAGUGUAAAGCUGCAUUCACUGCCCUCAGUGCCCUCCGAAAACCAAAUGCUGUCAAACGACGGGACGGAUGGGACAGAGCAGAGCGACAAGAGUACGGCUGAGGAGAUCCGAUCGGAGUCGGAGUAUCAACUGAAGGUGUGGAAAGGAUUCUUGAUCUGUAUUCCUUAUGCAGCGAGUAUUGGAGGGACCGCCACACUGACCGGCACCACGCCCAACCUCAUCCUGAUUGGACAGCUGAAAAGCUACUUUCCAGACUGCGAAGACAUCAACUUUGGCUCUUGGUUUGCGUUCGCUUUCCCGCUCAUGAUUGUUUUCCUGUUUUUGGGAUGGAUUUGGAUUGCGUUUCUCCACGGGGGAUUGAAUGCACGGUUGUGCUUCACGAAACACGACCGGAGAGCUCAGGCCGAGGCCAGAGCAAGGGCUCUUAUAGAGGACGAUUACAGAAAACUAGGGCCCAUAUGUUUUGCAGAGGGAGCUAUCUCUUUCUUUUUUGUAUUGUUUGCAGUUCUGCUGUUCACAAGAGAUCCCAAAUUCAUCCCCGGCUGGUCUGUGUUUUUUAAAAAAGGGUACGUCUCAGACGCAGUCACUGGUGUGAUCAUUGUGUCCAUGUUGUUCUUCUUCCCGUCGCAGAAACCUUCUCUGAGCUGGUGGUUUGACCCUCAAGCAUCAAACACUCCUUAUGUACCUCUCCUAUCAUGGAAGAAAGCUCAGGAGUCUGUUCCCUGGAAUAUCAUUCUGUUGCUCGGGGGCGGCUUCGCUAUGGCUAAAGGUUGUGAGGAAUCUGGACUCGCCACAUGGAUCGGGGGCCACCUCCAGCCUUUGGCCGAGGUCCCUCCUGCUGCAGCUGUGAUGUUGAUCACUGCUUUCCUGGCCUGCUUCACUGAGUUCGCCAGCAACACUGCCACAAUUAUCAUAUUUUUACCCAUCAUUGCUGAACUGGCUAUUCACGUCUCCGUGAAUCCUCUGUACUUCAUGAUACCUGCAACAAUAGGAUGUUCAUAUGCCUUCAUGCUGCCAGUCUCCACACCACCCAACUCCAUCGCCUUCGCAUCAGGACAUCUCAUGGUCAAAGACAUGGUGAAAACUGGCAUUGUGAUGAACAUCCUGGGCAUCCUCUCUGUCUCUCUGGCCAUGAACACGUGGGGUGUUGCCAUGUUUGACUUGAACACCUAUCCAGAAUGGGCACACCCCAUUAACACGUCUGCUCUCGUUACUGAUGUGCACCUAUUACCUGUCCUGUCACUCAAUGCUACGCUCUGAUUACACACCCAAAGAGUAUCCGACGAUUGUACAAAGAUUUAACACUAAACGGGGACAAAUGUCUGUGUGUAGACGUCUGGCAGCUACAGCUGUUACCUGUUAUGAUGCAUUUAAUAAGUUUGUGACACUCAAGUGUCAGGAAUUCCUGCUGUGAACUGUUAUUUUUUUGGCACACUCCAAGUUUUAACAUAAGAAUGGUGCAACGAGAUAAAAACAAGCAACAAUAUUUCUCUGCCUUCCUAAAAUUGGACAGGAGAGACAUUUAACCUCAACAACAGCGACAGCCGGAGCUCUGAAGAGAAACACCAGUCAGACUGCAGAGUGUGCUGUUUGUAUUGAUGCUCACCUCUGCUGGAAGAAUGAGAGAUACCUCUGUGAAUAAUUAUUUUUAAAUAUAUAUUUGAUAUAAAUAUAUUAUUAUAUUUUGACUUUUGGUUAGAAUCCCUGAGAGAUCAUGUUGCUCCUUUAUGUAUUAUAUGGCACAUGUUUAAAUCCACAGCACAUAAACAAUAUUUUCAAAAACCUUUCUACGUUAAUGAAUCCAAAUAAUGAAUUUUGUUAUAGAGUGAUUUGCAUUAAUAUAACUGCUGUUACAAAUAAAUUGUCUGUAUUUUGAUGAUAUAAAAGAAACUGAAUGAAAUAUUGCUAA